UCUUCCUCUCCCGGCCGACACGGAACUGCAGCAGUUGUAGUUCAGGACCCUUAAGAUCAGUCUUCACAAUGGCUGCCGACUCCAUGGAAAUUGAUGAUGGUCUUUACAGCCGGCAAAGGUAUGUCCUGGGUGAUACAGCUAUGCAGAAAAUGGCUCAGUCCCAUGUUUUCCUAAGUGGCAUGGGUGGACUUGGUGUUGAAAUCGCCAAGAAUAUUGUUUUAGCUGGAAUAAAGGCACUGACAAUCCAUGACACAAGAAAUUGUGAAACCUGGGACCUUGGGACUAAUUUCUUUAUCAGGGAAGAUGAUGUCCGAAAUAAAAAAAAUAGAGCUGAAACAUGCCUUCACCACAUCGCAGAGCUCAACCCUUAUGUCCAAGUCAUCUCAUCAACGACUCCACUGGAUGAGUCAUCGGAUCUUUCAUUCCUGAAGCAGUACCAGUGCGUAAUACUAACUGAAGCAAGGCUUUCCCUGAAGAAACGGGUCAAUAACUUCUGUCAUGACCAACAUCCCCCCAUAAAGUUCAUCUGCUCAGAUUGUUAUGGUGUGUGCUCCUAUGUGUUUUGUGACUUUGGAGAUGAAUUUCAAGUCCUAGACACCACGGGGGAAGAGCCAAGGGAGAGCUUUAUUUCAAAUAUAACCCAGUCUAAUCCUGGCGUGGUCACAUGCUUUGAUAAUCGUCCUCACAAUCUUGAAUCUGGCCAAUUUGUGACUUUCCGUGAGAUCAAUGGAAUGACCUCUUUAAACGGCUCCAUGCACCAGAUUACAGUUACAUCACCUUACUCAUUCAGCAUUGGAGAUACAUCGGCCAUGGACCCUUACCAGCAUGGUGGACUAGCUAUCCAGAUUAAAAUGCCUCAGUCAUUCAGCUUUGAAAGACUAGAAAAACAGUUAAUGGACCCAAAAUAUCUGAUUGCAGAUUUCAGCAAACCCGAGGCAAGUUUAAGCAUCCACUCUGCAAUGCUGGCAUUGGAUCAUUUCCAGGAGAAGCACAGUCGUCUGCCAAACAUAAGGUGCCUUCAGGAUGCCGAAGAGAUGCAGACUUUAGCGGCAUCUAUAAAUGAAAAUCUGCAGAGUAAACCCUUACUUGACAAGCACUUGCUGAAGUGGUUGUCCUGGACAGCGCGGGGUUUUCUGGCUCCCCUUGCUGCAGCAGUGGGUGGAAUCAUCAGCCAAGAAGUCCUGAAAGCUUUAUCACAAAAGUUUUCUCCUUUACAGCAAUGGCUGUUUUUGGAUGCCAUGGACAUUGUGAAUCCAUUAAACGAAAUUAGUCAAGAAGAAUUCCUUCCUAGGGGUGAUCGAUAUGAUGCCCUUCGAGCUUGCAUUGGAGAAACUUUUUGCAGGAAGAUUCACCGUUUAAAUAUUUUUUUGGUUGGUUGUGGUGCUAUUGGCUGUGAGAUGUUGAAAAAUUUUGCACUUCUAGGGGCUGGCUCUGAUUCACAAAGAGGUUUGAUUACUAUAACAGACCCUGACUUAAUUGAAAAAUCAAACUUGAACAGACAGUUUCUCUUCAGGCCUUACCACAUUCAGAAACCCAAAAGCUGCACUGCUAGUGCUGCAACCUUAAGCAUAAACCCGCAGUUGAAAAUUGAACCGCGUUUAGAUAAGGUGUGUCCGGCCACAGAGAAUAUCUAUACAGAUGAUUUUUACAGUAAUCAGGAUGUCAUUGUGACGGCACUGGACAACGUGGAAGCCAGAAGAUAUGUAGACAGUCGCUCUGUGUCCAACAUGCGCCCUCUGCUGGACUCUGGGACCAUGGGGACGAAAGGACACACAGAAGUGAUUGUACCUUGGUUAACGGAAUCAUAUAACAGUUAUCGAGAUCCUCCCGAUGAAGAAAUCCCAUUUUGCACUUUGAAGUCAUUUCCAGCAACCAUUGAGCACACGAUUCAGUGGGCCCGAGAUAAGUUUGAGAGCUCUUUUACCCACAAGCCUUCUCUAUACAACAAAUUUUGGCAGGCACAUUCAACUGUCCAAAACGUUCUCCAGAAAAUAAAGGCUUGUGAAAGCUUAGAAGGCUGCUUCUAUGUUGUAAAACUACUGAGCAGGAAACCCAGAUGCUGGUCACAGUGUGUGGAACUCGCAAGAUUGAAGUUUGAAAAGUAUUUCAAUCACAAGGCUCAGCAGUUAUUGCAUUCAUUCCCUCUUGACACCAGAUUAAAUGAUGGCAGUUUAUUUUGGCAAUCUCCAAAGCGACCACCUACUCCAAUAGUGUUUGAUAUAGAGGAUCCAUUGCAUUUCAGCUUUAUACUCAGCGCAGCCAAGCUAUAUGCAAACAUUUAUGCCAUCAAGUUCACGGAAAAGGAUUUGUCACUGGACAUUAUAAGGAAAACAAUAGCAGGAGUGAACAUCAAAGAAUUUACGCCAUCAAACAAGAUUGUAGAAACAGAUGAAAAUGCAAAGAAGCCUGAUCAAAUCCUAGUGAGCAGUGAAGAUGAGAGGCUGGCUGUCAUGCAGUUAGAAAGAGUCAUUGAAGAGGGCCAAACCUCACAAGAGGACCUUCAAAUGAAGAUGCUAUCGUUUGAAAAGGAUGAUGACCGCAAUGAACAUAUCAACUUUAUCACAGCGGUGUCCAACUUGAGAGCAAACAUGUAUAGCAUUGAACCAGCUGACAGACUGAAGACCAAGCGCAUUGCGGGGAAGAUUAUUCCAGCUAUAGCUACAGCUACGGCAGCGGUGUCUGGCCUGGUUGCACUGGAGUUGAUUAAAGUUGUAGGAGGACAUCCAUUUGAAGCUUACAAGAACUGUUUCUUCAAUCUAGCAAUUCCAAUCAUGGUAUUCACCGAGACUGCUGAAGUAAAAAGUACCCAGAUCAGAAAUGACAUUUCUUUUACUAUCUGGGACAGAUGGACUAUCUACGGCAAUGCAGACUUUACACUUCUGGAUUUCAUCAAUGCUGUGAAAGAGCAGUAUGGAAUAGAACCAACCAUGGUUGUACAAGGAGUCAAAAUGUUAUACAUCCCAGUUAUGCCUGGUCAUGCUAAAAGACUGAAACUUACAAUGCACAAGCUUGUAAAGGCUGGAGCUGAUAGAAAAUACGUCGACCUAACCGUGUCCUUUGCGCCCGAGACUGAUGAAGAUGAAGAUUUACCUGGGCCCCCUGUCAGAUAUUACUUUAACAAGGAAAGCAAUUAACAGCGCUGACGUUCUCCUCCACAUGUGUUGGUACUACUUGUCACAACAGGGUUAAGCCCUAACAACAAGGAAUCGGUGGAAGUAGUGAUUUGCACUAAUAUUUGCAUAGUGGAAUCUGUACCUGUAGUGUCUCCCCUUGCUUUGUUGUAUGCGUUUCUUUGGACUGGAUUACAGAAUGUUUGGAUGCAAUAUUCUGUGCUGUAACCCAAAAAAAAGUCAUAAGAAAAAAAAAAAAUAGAGAAAAAUAAAA
Bufo bufo (common toad) is the source of this 3384-nucleotide messenger RNA. It is a transcript of the gene UBA6, whose product is annotated as ubiquitin like modifier activating enzyme 6. Gene Ontology annotation, molecular function: SUMO activating enzyme activity. Gene Ontology annotation, biological process: protein sumoylation. NCBI's taxonomy places the organism in Eukaryota, Metazoa, Chordata, Amphibia, Anura, Bufonidae. The transcript is spliced from 33 exons. Bases 69 to 3134 code for a protein of 1021 amino acids. Gene Ontology annotation, cellular component: SUMO activating enzyme complex; cytoplasm. The record is from RefSeq and is a predicted model, not a curated record.